AUGUCAAAAAGGGGUCAAACACGCCAUCUAGAUAUCCGCACACAUCCUACCAGUUCAACUGGCAAAGAGGAUGCUGGUGUAUUCUUUAUCGGAACUGCUACCACAAUUCUUGAAUGGCGUGGUAUCCGCGUCUUGACUGAUCCAAACUUUUUGCACGCAGGAGACCAUGUCCAUCUUGGACCCGGAGUGACUUCACAGAGGAGGACAAACCCAGCUAUUGAACUUGACAAGCUACCUGAAUUGGAUUGUAUCUUGCUGUCACACUACCAUGAAGAUCAUUUUGAUCGGAUAGUCGAAGAUUCGCUGAAUCGGGACUUCCCUAUCGUUACGACUCCGCAUGCGAAAAGAUGUCUGACUUCCUCGUCUAGAUCAGAGCCUUUCAAGUCUGUCUACGCCCUCGACUUCUUUGAGAGCAUGCUUUUGGAAUGCCGGAAUAGCAGCGAGACUGGACAUGACGAAUCAGCAACACCUGCGAUAAAAGUGACUGGAAUGCCAGGAAAACAUGUCCCUCCAGGUCCUAUCUCAAAAUUGAACGACCUGUUGAAUGCGGUACCGCCCACAAAUGGAUGGCUACUUGAGCUGGGCUGGGCAACUGGUAUGAGAGACAUCAGCCACCAUGGCAAUCCAGCGUCAGAAUUUAGAACAAGCUACCGCAUAUAUAUAUCAGGCGACACACUAUUUGUCGACGAGUUGAAGGAGAUUCCAAAGUGGCUUGAAGGGAAGCAAAUUGAUCUUAUGUUAAUUCAUCUUGGAGGCACAACCAUUCCAGGUGCCCUCGCUCCGUUGGUAAUGGUGACUAUGGAUGCCAAGCAAGGGCUCCAGUUGAUUCGUCUCAUCAAUGCAGAUAUCACAAUUCCUAUACAUUAUGACGACUAUGAUGUUUUUCUCUCACCACUGACGGAAUUUAUGAAAGAGAUCGAGCAGGCCGGGUUACAAGACCAAGUUGUCUAUCUCGAUAGAGGAGAUCAAUAUCGAUUUACUGUAUAA
Molecule: messenger RNA, 987 nt
Organism: Trichoderma asperellum CBS 433.97
Lineage: Eukaryota; Fungi; Ascomycota; Sordariomycetes; Hypocreales; Hypocreaceae
Source: RefSeq, a predicted model, not a curated record